Messenger RNA from Notolabrus celidotus (New Zealand spotty), 1224 nucleotides. RefSeq names its product N-alpha-acetyltransferase 10, NatA catalytic subuni (gene naa10). Gene Ontology annotation, biological process: N-terminal peptidyl-glutamic acid acetylation. The record is from RefSeq and is a predicted model, not a curated record. The coding region runs from base 195 to 857 and encodes 220 amino acids. Gene Ontology annotation, cellular component: NatA complex. The transcript is spliced from 8 exons. Gene Ontology annotation, molecular function: protein N-terminal-serine acetyltransferase activity; protein-N-terminal-glutamate acetyltransferase activity. NCBI's taxonomy places the organism in Eukaryota, Metazoa, Chordata, Actinopteri, Labriformes, Labridae.
CACACUGAUACCGGAAGUCCCGUUCGUUAUUAUUGCACGCUCCUUCCGCUCCUCCCUUCCCUGCUAGCAAGUCGGGUUAGCUAGCUAGCAAGUCAGAGUCAUUAAAGUAUAUAGGUUUAUUAUUAUGAAUUGAUUGAUUUCCGUAUUAUAUUUGAUUUUUAUUUCUUCUGUCCGAAUAACAGCCAGAUUACAAAAUGAACAUACGAAACGCCAGGCCUGAAGACCUGAUGAACAUGCAGCACUGCAAUCUGCUGUGUCUGCCUGAAAACUACCAGAUGAAAUACUAUUUCUACCACGGAUUAUCCUGGCCUCAGCUCUCUUACAUUGCAGAGGACGAAAAUGGAAAAAUUGUGGGAUACGUGCUGGCAAAGAUGGAGGAGGACCCAGAUGAUGUGCCUCAUGGACACAUUACCUCCCUGGCAGUGAAGCGCUCCCACAGACGUCUUGGUCUGGCUCAAAAGCUGAUGGACCAGGCCAGUCGGGCCAUGAUAGAAAACUUCAAUGCUAAAUAUGUCUCUCUUCAUGUUCGUAAAAGCAACCGAGCAGCCCUUCACCUGUACUCAAACACACUCAAAUUCCAGAUUAGUGAGGUAGAGCCUAAGUAUUAUGCAGAUGGGGAGGAUGCCUACGCCAUGAAGAGAGACUUGGCCCACAUGGCUGAUGAGGUCCCACAGCUUAGGAAGCCUGGGGUCCGAGUCACGGGUCAGGAGGCGCCAUCCGGCCAGAGCCCAUCAGGGUCCGGUGACCAGGAGAGAGAGAGCGAGAGAGACAGCGGAGGAGAGAGCAAAGAGCUGAGUGAAGUCAGCGAGGCCACAGAGAGCACAGAUGUUAAAGAUUCUUCCUCUGAUUCACAAUGACCCUGCAGUCGUAGACAUUUUUAAAUUCAUCCCUUAUUUCCACGUUUUAUCUCUAUUUGACAAUAUUUCUGAUUUACAAGCCUGACCACCUGUACGACAAAGCCCCCCUUUGCCAUCACUUUUUGUUUCUUCCUUCUCUCUCUCUUUCACUGCAGCGAUAAACAAAUCUCUCAGGGGAUGACAUGAAUCGGGAUGUUUUCUCAAAGAAACUAAAUUGAGUAACAGGUCUCUGUGUUUUUAUUGGAUUGCUUUUGUUGCCCAAAAUAUUAAUUAAGAUCUGCAGUUAAGAAAACAACCUGUGCUUCUUAAGUUGUCUCAUUCUGGUUCGUAAUUUAACAAUUACUGCAAAUAAAUCUUUCAAAUAAUU